AUGACAAGUUUAACUGAAUUAUAUAUCAUUCUUAAUCGACAUUGUUCAAAUAUACAGUCGGAAGAUAGAAAAAAAAGAAGACAAGCAUUAGACGAAUUGUACGAUGACAUUUUUAUUAACUCAAAAGUUGACGAUUCAGAAACUUUCAGCAAAAUUUUUAAAGAAAUUGAAAAGAGUUUAUGGAAAUCAUUGUACGAUCAAAGCGAAGCAGUUAGAGAUUCAAGUAUUACAUUAAUUAGAGAAUUUGUAAAAAAUUUAAAACCAAAUGAUAAAUUUGUUGGAGAAUUAAUUCCUAUAUUAUUAUGGAGAAUUGGAGAUAAGGAAGUUCAUGAACAAUCUGAAGAAAUCAGACUUCGUAUGGUUUCUCUCAUGAAUUUCGUUAUUUUGACUUAUAAGGAAUGUUGUAGUGCUUAUGUAGAAGAUAUUGUACAAAUUCUUUCCAAAAUGUUAGUUGACAGCUAUCCAAAAAUAAGACAAGAAAGUUGUGUUUGUGCAUCAAAUUUGGCAGUUUCUUUGCCAUAUUAUUUUUAUAAUCAUCGACAAAAACUUAUAAAACCCAUUCUUGCUAGUUUUUCACAUCAGCAUUAUAGAAUGAGGGUAUCCGCUAUUGAGGCAAUCGGUAAAGUAGUCAGAUGGGGAAAUAAUAAAAAUUUACCUACUCAAGAAGUCUUUGGAUCUUUGGCUGAAAGAUUAUUUGAUUCGACUCCUAAUGUUAGAUCUGCUGUUACAAAAGUUAUCGGUGAUUGGUUAAUUAAUCUUCCAGACAGAUAUUCAUUUUUUACAAAAAUGAUACCCUUAAUUUUGUCUUCUUUAUGUGAUGAGCUUCCAGAAUUAAGGAAAGAAGCUUGGGAUAUCUGGGAUAAAGCAGGAUUGCAGUACGAACAAGAAAAUGAACAAGAUUUAAAAGAUAAAAUGGAUUUUAUGUAUGAAAAACCUGAUCAUUACCCUCCAAAUGUUCUAAGGCCAAAUUUAGGCUGCAGAACAUUAGUGCAAAGGAAUCUUUGUCAAAUCACUGGUGCUCUGUCCAAAGAACUUGAAGAUUGGAAAAAUGAUAUAAGAAUAAAAUCUGCACAACUUUUAUGUUGGUUAGUGCUUCAUGCUGAAUCUGACAUAACUCAACAUACUGAAAACUUAUUGUUGACAAUGUACAAAGUAUGCAAUCAAACUGACUCUAGAAUUGUUGAAAACGUUGAGAAAUCAGCUGAAUAUAUAGCUUACUUUGUUUCACCUGACACUUACAUGCAAUUGCUUGUUCCUAUAGUUCAAGAUGUUUGUACCACAGGGCAUUUAUGUGUAUUGGCUGCAUUAAUUAGAGGUACUGAUCCAAGUUUAUUAAAACCUCAUAUAAUUAGGAUAGGAGAACUUCUUUCUGAUGACUGUAUUUGCAGAGUUAGAAAGAAUGAUUAUCAAUAUCAGUUGUUGAAAUGCGUUGAUGCUUUGUUAAAUGCAAUUAAAGAAGAUUGUAAAAUUAUUGGAAAUCAUUUGUUUUUAAUUAUAACAACAGUAAAAGCUCUCUCUCAAGGACCCUUGUUAGAAUAUGCACAAAAUUUGUUUAAGAGAUUGUGUGAAGGCCUAGGUAAAAAAACAACCAUAGAUUUAUAUGAAGAUUAUACAGAGGAAUUAUUGGAAAAAAUUAAACCAACAGUUGAAAAUUGGACUUCGGUAUCAUGCGAAAGAUUCAUUUUUCAACUUAUCCUAGAAGAAUCAGGUCCAGUGUUGGGAAAUUUUCUUCCAACUAUUAUAGAAAUAUUAAAAAUAUCGAUGAAAGUCGAUGGUGAUCCCAUAGUUAAAUCAAAGCUUUUCAUUUUAAUGAGCUCAGUUUUGAGGCAAAGAGAUGUAAUCUUAAAAACGGCUGAUGAAAAGAUUCUGGAAAAAUUUAUUGUCUCAUUCAUACAAGAUGUCAUUUGUCCGAAUUUGGUUUGGCAUGCAGGCAGAGCUGCAGAAGCACUAAGAACUGUUGUUGUCGCUUGUUUAUGUGCAACUUUAUUACAGCCAAAUGAAACUAAUCAACUUUUCGGCGAUAAAGUUGCCGCAGAAGAAUGUGCGUCAAAAGACAACCUUUUAAAAUUUUUAAAUAUAGAUUUAUUUUCGGAAAUUUUUUCCACACUAUUUCCACUUUUACUAAAUUCCAUUGAAGACAGUGCUGUUAAAACUAGACUUUUUUCACUAAAGGCUUUACAAAAUAUCGUUUUGAAUGCAGCAAAAAAUGAUGUAUUAACGCCAGAUCACGUAAAUCAAAGUUAUCCGCUAAUUCUCAAAAGGCUGGAUGAUGUAUCAAACGAUGUAAGAGUUUCUGCCACGGAUUUUUUAAUAAUAUUGUAUAACAAUUUGCCUAUUGCUUAUAAUCCGGAAUCGUUUGAACCGCAUUUAGACUCUCUGUACGGUACUCUACUUAUACAUCUUGAUGAUCCUGAUGAAAAAUUUCAAAAACAAAUGACGGAUGUUUUAAAAACAGUUGGAAAAGUUCAACCGAAAUUACUUUAUGAUAAGUUAGAUAAAUGUCAAAACCGAUUUAGAAAUUUUAAUUUGUGCAAUGAAAUAAUGGAUUAUUUAAAAAGUUCAUACAAUCUCGAUAAAAAUUCAUAA
Pediculus humanus corporis (human body louse) is the source of this 2586-nucleotide messenger RNA. Its product is annotated as HEAT repeat-containing protein, putative. Gene Ontology annotation, molecular function: dynein intermediate chain binding. Gene Ontology annotation, biological process: inner dynein arm assembly; outer dynein arm assembly; cilium movement. Gene Ontology annotation, cellular component: cytoplasm. The transcript has 9 exons. Lineage: Eukaryota; Metazoa; Arthropoda; Insecta; Psocodea; Pediculidae. The record is from RefSeq and is a predicted model, not a curated record. The coding region runs from base 1 to 2586 and encodes 861 amino acids.